This is a messenger RNA of Cyclopterus lumpus (lumpfish), 5305 nucleotides long. It is a transcript of the gene nectin3a, whose product is annotated as nectin cell adhesion molecule 3a. NCBI's taxonomy places the organism in Eukaryota, Metazoa, Chordata, Actinopteri, Perciformes, Cyclopteridae. The record is from RefSeq and is a predicted model, not a curated record. The transcript is spliced from 6 exons. Gene Ontology annotation, biological process: heterophilic cell-cell adhesion; homophilic cell-cell adhesion. The coding region runs from base 146 to 1804 and encodes 552 amino acids. Gene Ontology annotation, cellular component: adherens junction; apical junction complex.
GUCGUCCAGCUGAAGUGGUACAACCCACGCGCAUCAGUCGCUAUGGAGAGCAGCUCCCAAAGAGCGCGAGCCAGUAGCCAGAGAGAGCACGAGCGAGGAGGAGGACGGACCAGAGCGUGCCAAAGCGCACAGACACACAGGAAUCAUGGAGAAACGAGCACCGUUCAGGGGGACUUCGCCAUCUAACAGACUGCGACUCGUCACGUCACUCCUCACCUUUUACGGACUCGCCUCAGGUGUGAGCAGUAACCAGGUGAUUGUUCCUGAGAAAGUGAAUGCAGUGCUGGGGAAGAACAUCACACUGGGCUGCAGAAUAGAGGUGGGCUCCAACCUCACACAGAGCUCCUGGGAACGGCGUCUUCCUUCAGGCACCAUUACCUUGGCAGUGUUCAACCCCGAGUUCGGGACCUCCUUCUCUCCGGACUACAUCAAACGCAUCUCGUUUGUUUCCCCCUCUGUACGAGACGCUACCAUUACCAUUGAAGGGGCUGGCUUUGCAGAUGUCGGGUCCUACACCUGCAAAGUAGUAACAUUUCCUCUGGGCAAUACACAAGCAUCAACCUAUGUUAAUGUAUUAGUGGAGCCAAAGGUCUAUGUGUCCGCCGGCCCCACGGCUCUGCUGGAUGGUGGGAACGAGUCACUGGUGGCUACCUGCAUAGCAGAGCGGGGCCGUCCCGCUGCUGAGGUUUUCUGGGAGACGGGGCUGUAUGGACGAAGUGAGAAGCAAAGUCAGGAUGAGCCCAACGGUACCACCUCUGUACUUGUGCACUACAUGUGGCAACCGCAGAGCUACGCCCAGGGGAAGAAGCUCACCUGUGUGGUGCGCCACCCGGCCCUGCAAACAGAGUUCCGCAUACCAUACAUGCUAAAUGUUCAGUUUGCACCAGUAGUAUCGAUUAUAGGAAUUGACACAAAUUGGUAUGUGGGUCAAGAAAAUGUAAAGUUCAACUGUGGAGCCAAAGCCAACCCGCCUGCUCGUCAGUUCACAUGGACCAGGUUGGAUGGAUUAAUGCCCGAGGGUGUUGAGCAAUCAAACAAUAGCUUUGCUUUCACUCGCCCGUUGGAGCGCAAUGACUCUGGAGUAUAUCGCUGCGAAGUGAUAAACGACAUUGGUCUCCGCAGUCAAGAUGUAAACCUCUGGGUACAAGAUCCUCCCCCGACCACAGCUGCCCCGAGCACAACUGCAUCCCUCCUCCACGACACCUCUGGAACGGUCACCGCUGUGGACCAGCAGAGAGCCCUGUUCACCUCCCCGACCCUGGCCUCCUUGCACGACAGCAGCCUGGGUACCAUAGUCGGCGGGGCCGUAGGCGGAGUUUUAUUCCUGAUCCUCUUGCUGAUCCUCGGUGGGGCCUGCUUCAUGCGACAGCGCAGGACCUUCAGAGGGGACUACUACACCAAACAGUACCUGGGACCCUCCGACAUGCAGAAGGAGUCUCAGCUGGACGUGCUGCAGCCGCAUGAGCUGCAGGAGGUCUACGGGGACAAGACGAGCAAAGGCAGCCAGGAGCUGAAACCCAAACUGUGUGGAGACAUCAUUUACCCCGACUACACCCCUGACCACAAGGAUAGGGAAGACUGGGCCGACAAGGGGGAUACCCACAGGGGCCUCAAGGAGGGAAACUACUACCCAGAUCACUACAACACCCAAAACAUGCACCCCUGCGGGCCUCCUGUUCACAGCCCCACAGUGAACAACGGCUCCCCCUACCUCCCGGAGGACUGUUUUGACAAUGGUACAGAAAGCGACUACGUCUCCCACAUGGACGGAUCUGUGAUUUCACGCAGGGAGUGGUAUGUUUGAGAAGCCGAGGGGGAAGAAAAACAGACAAAUGAACAGACUGACUGACAGAUAUAAAUAUCAUUAAAGGCGUCAUUUCACUUAAAGGAUGAAUUCAAUUUCUCAGCUCAGUUUCACAACGAGCUCUUUGAACAAUACUGCUCUGCCUUGAUUGUAACCACUUAACCUUAAGGACAUGUUUGUGGAUUGUAUUACACUUUUGUAGCAUUUCAAAGAACUACAAAUGAUCUGCAACGCCUCGGUGAUGAUAUCUGUGUAGGCUUAAGAGGCUUUGGCAUACAGUGAAGUUUCAACUGAUGUGAAUGAGGUUUUGUAUUCUGCUUGUUUGUGUUUGCACCUGUCUUUAACACAGGUCAAAGGUCAGGUUUUCCGCUUCUUGAUAGUGAAGUAUUUAUAUCCCUGAGCUCUACUCCCAUAAAACCUCACAAUUUCUGUGUCAUUUUCCAAAUGGUCUUUUGAUUACUUUCAGCGUUUUCAUACUGUUGAAAUGUUUAUCAUGGCUGCAACCAGUAUUUAAAGCAAAUUAUAUUGCAUGAGUUUUCUAAAAGCAAAAUGUAUUUUCUAGUUUAAAGGGAAGGUUUGUUAUUCACAUCAUUUUAAAAGGGAGAAUCAGUCAUUGUUCUGAGGGAAAAGCAAACUGACUGACGCUAGAACACUACAAAGACAAAUCCCUGUAACCCUUUGGUUAAGUUCUGUGGCUUUUGCAAUCUCACAGUAUCUUCUGUAAAUUAUUCAUGCAAUGGUCCGCCUGUUACCUGGCAGCGAGAGCGGCCACUCCCUGUGGACGUACUCACAGAUAUCUUUCUGUUCUUUAAGUUGCGAUCUUUAAUAUUUCAGUCCUGGUUGAUUUGGCGACACUCGUGGUUACCGUAGUAACUGCAUGUGUGGUUUAAUACUGCAGCAAACGCUCUUUGAGCAGCUACUUAACAAGCGGAGCAACAGGUGAAUCUUGUAGAAGAGAAAAAGAUUAUGGUCAUCUGAUAAAAAAAGAAAAACAGACAAUGUCUUGUUUGGAAUGCGCUUUUUUUAAAUGAAUAAUCUCGGUCAGCGCUUAUUGUGAAAAAACCUUUUUUGUUUCCUGCGGGUGCUUCACAAUGAGAGCUUCCCCGUGCUGGAUUACACGCAUGAGCUGUUUUCUCUGAAUCCUUCUUGUUUGGUGUGGGAAUGUUGAACCCUGCCACUACCAAUACAAACUUUAGCGAGAUAAUUACUGCAGGUAAAAAUGCUGAUCAUAAAUGCUCUUAAAAAUGGGGUUGGAUGUCAUGAAAGUCUUAAGGAUUACAACUCUAACCAAAUACAAUACUGUCAUUAGCCUGUUGAAAUGUGUGAACUCGGUCACUUUCUUGCAGUGAAAAAGCACAACUCCAUUAUUCCAGUCGUCGGUGAACAUCAAAGGAAGCCUACUCGGCGUUCGCCCUCCCCACUUAGCCAUGAUAACAGGCUGCAUCGCUGUCUUUUCCAUUUUCCCUCCCCCGUAUCGUCUGAUUUCUGUCCGCACACAAACACCAAUUGGUCAUUACAGUUUUUAUUUUAAACGUGGGAUCAAAGCAGUGAGUUAUAAAUACCAGAUGUGACCAUCACAGCUGUCAUCAUCUGACGUUAUGAGGCUCCAUAAACCACCGACAGUUUCACCCCCCCAACACUCCAGGCCCGCGAUUCAUGACGAUAUAUAAGCAGAAUACUUGUUGGGGGGUGCAGAAAGUCAGGCAGUGUAGAAAAAAGAGCACUAAUAAACUGAUCCUUCAGCUUUAUUUAGUAAGUGAUUGAAGUGUGAUUGCGUAACCUCACAGCCCAGUUGGAAACGUUGUGUGCGGCUGACAUCACUACUGAUCACAGAACAGGCUAUAAUGUUGGGGUUUGGCUCCGCAGCAGCCCCUCUGAGGAUAUACAGCGAUCAUGGAAACUAGAAAUUUAAUCCACGAGUGAAGAAAUUGGUUGAAGAAGCAUCUAGGUUUGAGCUGUACGUAAUGCCUCCCAAAGGGAUGUUUCUUUUUUCCUACAAACAACAAACCCAGUGACGUUCAGUUGAAACAAAAGAGUUGACCUCAUGAAUGAGCUCAUCUCUCACUGCUUCAUUUGACAUUCCACUUUUCCACUUUUUGUUUCUUUUUCUUUUUUUUGUUUCCUCAGGUGAUCAAAGUGGCUUCACAUGAAAGGGAAAACGUCAGUUUUUUGGAAAGAUCCCUGUUUGGUCAAGUUUGUUGCAAGAUGACAGAAACAUAUACUUUUAGUACAAUCAGGACCCGAGGGGGGGUUCUUUCUUAUUGGGGUUUUAUAGAUUGUGGGCGCUUUUUUUCUUUCUUUUUUUAACCCUUCUCGUGUUCCAUGCCAGGGCUUUGGUCGAAAGGAUUAGAUGUCUGAGAAUAAACUAGUUUAAUCUCGCUCUCACUCUCGUUGUCGCACACACGCACCAAUCCACCACACAUCUGCCUCUGCAGCCCACAUUCGAAAAGCAGUCCGCCCCUCAAACCUUCAGCUUUUUAAUUAACUUUUCUUUUUUCUCUCUCUCUCUCUCUCUCUCUCUCUCUCUCUCUCUCCUCGUAUUUGGCAACUAAAGUGCUCACACUCUGUGUCUGCAUGCACACCUUUGUUUGUUAUAUAUAUAUAUGUAAGGCAGAUUCAUAGCUGUCAACCUGCAUCUUAUUUUGGUAAAGGCGCUCCAUGCAAACUGCUGUCUCUGCUCAUCUCGAAAGACAGUUUGACAAAAGCAAAGUGAGCGGAAGUCAUGAAUGUUUUUAAGUUGUUUGUUUUUUAUUCUGUUGGAUCACUCAACUGGUUGCUGGAAGUUAUUUGCUACCUACUACGUUCAUUAUUUCUCAUCACUAAUGUUUUAAACCUGUACAUAAUGCUAAUAGGGUAGCGUAGGAUUAGCAGUUUGAUUUAUACUACAGUACAGUUUGUUCUGGACUCCCCUACUGAAUAGUUGGUGCCUUAGACGGGCUGAACAAUGCACAGAAGCUUUGAAAAACAACAAGCAUUAAUAUAAAGGAUAUGAAUAUCGUCAAAGAGGAGGACCGACUGGUCUGUUACGAUAUCUUCCAUCUUGAUAUUUAAGAUUUGCUGUUAUCAUAAUAGACAAAAGGUUGAUUGUUAUGCCUUAUAUGCUUUAAAAGGACACAUGUAACACGUUAGUUACAGAGUAAUAAGUAAAGAUUCACUGGGAACUUAGACAAGCCAGAUUCAAAGAAAAUAUUGUUAUCCUGUAAAUAUGCUGGCUAUUUUCUUUUUUUUUAAUUAUUAUUGAAAAAAAAAAUCAUUUUUUGUAAACGGUCUGUACAUUUCCCAGAGCAUUAGUUAUGUGCGUUAGAGACACGCAUAUCUCAUAAAGCUGUAGUGGGUGAGCCUGUUUUCACUUCAUUUUAUAUUUGUUCUCGAGAGUUUCAGACCAAUUAUUUUGUAUGUUGUUUGAAUGAUUGAUGUCUCACAGGAAUCAGAGAUGAAAGUGUGGUAGAUUGUAUUAUGUGUUUUUGUUUGCAAUAAAAAACAAAAAUUAUUAUUGCACUC